Zingiber officinale is the source of this 603-nucleotide messenger RNA. Its product is annotated as glucan endo-1,3-beta-glucosidase-like. Gene Ontology annotation, biological process: carbohydrate metabolic process. NCBI's taxonomy places the organism in Eukaryota, Viridiplantae, Streptophyta, Magnoliopsida, Zingiberales, Zingiberaceae. Gene Ontology annotation, cellular component: plasma membrane. Bases 1 to 603 code for a protein of 200 amino acids. Gene Ontology annotation, molecular function: hydrolase activity, hydrolyzing O-glycosyl compounds. The record is from RefSeq and is a predicted model, not a curated record. The transcript has a single exon.
AUGGACGGCGACGCGCAAUACGUCCUCCCCGCCAUGCGCAACCUCCACCACGCUCUGGAAUCUGCCGGCCUGGAUGACCGUCUCACGGUGGACACCGGGGUCCUCGGGUCGACCUUUCUGCCCUCCAAUGACGCCUUCUCGGCCGACACCAGUUCUCCGUUCUUAGUCAGCUUUUACACUUACCCCCUCCACUCCGGCAACAACAGCAUGGUGUCGCUUUCGUACGCUUUGAUGAAUCACCCCGCCGUCUGGAUAGAUGACACGUUCGCAUACACAUAUCCCUUCAACUCGCUGGUCGACCCCUUCUACGCGGCACUGAAGAGGGAGGGAGCGCCGCAGGUGCCCGUGGUGGUGGCAGAGACUGGGUGGCCAUCACAAGGUGUAGCUGGGCCAAGCACAGAAAACACACAGACGUAUAACCAGAAUCCGAUCAGGCGCAUCGGAAAAGGAACGCCGGCCAGGUCCGGUGAGAUCGAGGUGUACAUUUAUGGCAUGUUCCACGAGGACCAGAAGUCUCAUGAAUCGAAAGCAAAAUUCGGCCUAUUCAGUCCUGAUAUGCAAUCAGUUUAUCCGCUCGGUUUUAGUUGGAAACAUUCGACUUAG